UACAUUUUUGGCAAAUUCAAGAAAUGUACAUGCUGGUCACACUGCUUGCUAUUUAGUGUGUGUUGGUUCUAGUUCAUUUCAGUUCAUGAGCAACAUAUUUUGUUCGUCAUUUAAUUUUUGUUUUUUUAAUAUGGCUGAUACAAAGGGCUUUUCCAGCAUUGAGACACCCGGCUAUGUGGGCUUUGCCAAUCUGCCCAAUCAAGUGCAUCGCAAGUCCGUAAAGAAGGGCUUUGAGUUCACGCUGAUGGUUGUGGGCGAAUCGGGACUGGGCAAAUCGACGCUGGUGAACAGUUUAUUCUUGACCGAUUUGUAUCCGGAACGCAUUAUACCCGAUGCCAUAGAGAAACAAAAGCAAACGGUCAAACUGGAGGCAUCCACCGUGGAGAUUGAGGAGCGUGGCGUUAAGCUGCGCCUAACUGUUGUGGAUACGCCCGGUUUCGGUGAUGCCAUCGAUAAUUCAAAUAGCUUUAGCGCCAUACUGGAGUACAUUGAUGAGCAAUACGAGCGCUUUCUCCAGGACGAGAGCGGACUGAAUCGUCGCAAUAUUGUGGACAAUCGCAUACAUUGCUGCUUCUACUUUAUAUCGCCAUUCGGACAUGGACUUAAACCCUUGGACGUGGAGUUCAUGAAGAAGCUGCACUCGAAGGUGAACAUUGUGCCUGUUAUAGCCAAGGCGGAUUGUCUAACGAAAAAGGAGAUAUUGCGAUUGAAAUGCCGCAUUAUGCAGGAGAUUGAGAGCCAUGGCAUUAAAAUCUAUCCACUGCCCGACUGUGAUUCAGAUGAGGACGAAGACUACAAGGAGCAAGUGAAGCAACUGAAGGAAGCUGUGCCUUUUGCCGUCUGCGGCGCCAAUACACUGCUCGAGGUUAAGGGCAAGAAGGUGCGCGGCCGCCUCUAUCCCUGGGGCGUUGUCGAGGUCGAAAAUCCCGAUCAUUGUGAUUUUAUCAAGCUGCGGACCAUGCUGAUCACACACAUGCAGGAUCUACAGGAGGUAACACAGGAGGUGCACUACGAGAACUACCGUUCCGAUCGCCUGGCCAAGGGCAUUAAGGGCAAGGAGAAUGGCAUCAAGUCGGAUCGUGGUGACAAUAAUGGAACCUCACAGGCGGGCGUCAAUAGUGUGCUCACCGAAAAGGAUCGCAUACUGCAGGAGAAGGAGGCGGAGCUGCGACGCAUGCAGGAGAUGCUCGCCCAGAUGCAGGCGCGCAUGCAGGCACAAAAGUGAACAAAUCUACGGGAAUGGGUGGGAGUUUGGCGGGAGUUAG
Drosophila montana is the source of this 1265-nucleotide messenger RNA. RefSeq names its product Septin 1 (gene Septin1). The record is from RefSeq and is a predicted model, not a curated record. The coding region runs from base 86 to 1225 and encodes 379 amino acids. Gene Ontology annotation, biological process: intracellular protein localization; regulation of exocytosis; cytoskeleton-dependent cytokinesis. Gene Ontology annotation, molecular function: molecular adaptor activity; GTPase activity; GTP binding. NCBI's taxonomy places the organism in Eukaryota, Metazoa, Arthropoda, Insecta, Diptera, Drosophilidae. The transcript has 4 exons. Gene Ontology annotation, cellular component: septin ring; septin complex; synaptic vesicle.